AUGGCACAGGUGAGCAAGAUGCAUGAAGGGCCUCAAAUUGUGGAGCGUGGCCGGCUUGUUGAGUUGACCCGCCUAAGCACAUCAGAGAAGUCAGGGCACCGACCUCCCAACCCCAUGCGCAUUGCUGAGCUCGUUGCAGAGUUCCGCAACGGAAACUGGGGUAAGACACUCUUGUGUGGUGUGUCUGUGAUCUUGGAUAGCCCAGAUUUGCUUGAGGAUUCUAACGGGCAAUUCUUGCUUCAAGAUGGGAAGCAGACAGUCUUAGCAUUGCUUGAAUGCAAAGAUGCGUUUGAUAAGAACUUAGACGAAGCAAUGGAGUGGGAUGAGGAGUUGGUAAAUAUAUUCAAGUCGGGUCUGCCUGUGAAUGUGGUGAAGUAUGCUGCCGGAUACGAUAAUUUGCUCCACUUGGCGCACGAAACGCAGCGCCAUGAAGUGGAUCUCAAUCGCUUUGAACCGCAUAAGCCAGUCCUAAGCUCAGGUGCGAUUAAUUGCCUUCAGCUUGUUUUAUCCCCAGUCGGCGCCGCCAAGAUCCAAAAGAUGGACUUGGUUGAAUCCUUCCGGGCCCGCACAGUGGGCGGGGAUUGGAGUGCCACACAGAAGAGAAUGGAGGAAGUGAUGGGCACCUCAGCCCGCAGCCGCAUAGCUCGCUGGGUGCGAGCCAGCAGGCACAUGCUUGGGGAAAUCAAAGAGGCCUUGAGACAGGAUGAGAACUCCAUGGCCACCGACAAAUUCAUUUUCGACAACGAAUUCUUUGUCUCUCCCAACGAUAAGAAGCUGAAACCUUCAUUUGCCUUGAGGGCUUUGUCUUUGCUUCGCCGGGCAAAAGAAGAUGGCUGCCCGUUCACCGCCGAGGCUUUCCAGUCUAACUGUUGCGCGCCUUUGAAGAUGGUUGAGAAUUGGCGCCGGCAACUGAACAAGGCCUUUGGCAGCAAGCCUGAUUCCCUGCCUGCGACGGAGCGCGUCCUUGACUACCUGUGUUCGCUUCGCUUGCUGCCUCAAAUCAAGAACCUUGCACGGGAGAACAUUCCUUUGCAUGGCACCAGCGCUCAGAAUCCUGGAGUCCAG
This is a messenger RNA of Durusdinium trenchii, 1065 nucleotides long. NCBI's taxonomy places the organism in Eukaryota, Dinophyceae, Suessiales, Symbiodiniaceae. The record is from the annotation of a GenBank genome assembly.